Mesocestoides corti is the source of this 255-nucleotide messenger RNA. The record is from the annotation of a GenBank genome assembly. Lineage: Eukaryota; Metazoa; Platyhelminthes; Cestoda; Cyclophyllidea; Mesocestoididae.
AUGGGCCUACCAGUUCUAUUUCGGGGCAUACUGAAAACGCCCCACAUGCUCCGCAAGUCAAAUCCCCCUGCGGCUGUCCCGUCGACCAGUCCCACCCACUUACACCAACUAUCCCUGUAUUCUUGUUGCAUUCCAUUCGGUAGUCGCGGCUACCUGGUAUCCGAUUAUACCGGUUUCUGUGUCGUACGGCCGAUUACCACCUCUGAGGCAGUGGCUAACCCCGACUGUCACGAUGACCGUGGAUUCUCCUUUUAA